AUGAGGUACCUGCUGGAAAUCUGGAAUCUAGAUUCACUGCAAAUAAGUAGUAUGAGGAUGUCUGACUCUGAAGCAAGAAUUGGAAGUGAUGCACUUUUGGCUGUGAUUCCAGAUCCAGUUACAUGUUUUUCAACUGCAAAGUAUUCUCAAACUCAAGUAUUCAAAGUCUUUCCCAGCUCCAGCUUGCUCAUUGUUGAUUGGAUAACUAGCGGCCGUUAUGGAAGAGGUGAAAAGUGGGACUUUGAACUUUACAAGAGCACUAACAACAUUUUUCUGGAAGCUGAUGAGCCUUUGUUUCUUGACACGAUAUUGCUAGAGCAGGGAAGGUAUAGCAGUAUUGCUGAACGGAUGCAAGAUUAUCAAGUAAUUGCGAUGGUUAUACUUUUGGCCCAAAGCUGA
Molecule: messenger RNA, 399 nt
Organism: Coffea eugenioides
Lineage: Eukaryota; Viridiplantae; Streptophyta; Magnoliopsida; Gentianales; Rubiaceae
Product: urease accessory protein D-like
Exons: 4
Coding region: 1-399 (132 amino acids)
Molecular function (GO): nickel cation binding
Source: RefSeq, a predicted model, not a curated record